AUGGCCUGCACACCCGGAGGAUCCAGGAUCACCGCACCUAAUAACUGCGACGACGACGACGACAACAACAGCAACAAUAACAACAACGCCUAUCGCAUCAUGGAUACCGGCGAGGCUCCACAGUUUGAUUCGAUCGAGCAAAUCAGAGGAUCACCCAGUUCCUCCGACGCAACUCUUUCACCGGCGUCUCCUUCCAGGAAACGACGAAACAGCAACCCAUCACCCGCCAAGAACCCCAAGAGGACGAUCGCCAACCAACCGUCAUCUCGGAAAUCAUCAACCUCCCCAGAAGAUCUAUUGAAGAUGCGCCUAGACGACGGAAACCCCUUUGAAGUACGGCCACAUUUUAACAACAACAUGCAGGACAGGUCUGGAUCUACCAGUUCUCGACCACGGGAACGCUUACAACGAGCAAACGUUAUAUACAGAAGCCAACAGGAUCAGCCAUAUUCUCGUAGAAACCAGCCCUCAACGCCGCCCACUUUGCGUCACCGAGGCAGGUCCCUGGGACCAGAGUCACCAGGAGUUUCACCAACUCAAAUUGAUGUGCGCGGCUGGCCCCUCCGUGCCGACUCUGAUACACUCCGUAGGGUCGAGGAAGAGAUCGCGCAGGGUGAUUGCACGCCUACGAGACGAUUUAGCCCUGAAGGGUCAUCAAUAAGGCUGGUACGGACUGAUGGCGGGCUUUUCACAACACUCGCUCAAGAGUCGGAUUCUCAGGCAACCCAAACACCCCAAAAUACACUUCGUCACUUUGAUCCGGAAAUUAUUCCAUCAAGCGUCGGUCGAGCUGACGUAGAAAUGGAUCAGGGACGUGGAUCAUUACUGGAUGAUGCCAAAACGCCUACACGGGUCAGCGGGAGAAGACUCUCGAUAUCGUCCUCGAGCACAUUGAGUCUCCACAACGACUCUCCCAUCUCGAUCCACACGGUCUCCCGUCGCCACAGCGUUGCAGGGAUCGAAUCCCCGACUUUCAAGACACCAACAAGAUCUAGGCGGAAAUCGUCGUUUGGAAGAGUGCUUAGGGAUGAUGGGUCGUUGAGCUCGGGACGGAUCAACUCACUUCCCGAGAGUUCGCCCAUGGGUAUCGAUUGGUCGCAGUCGCUUGAGACCCCAGCCAAGAGACGCCAAUCUCAGGGAACUGCGAAGACUCCCAUCACGAAUGUGAUUCAGAGACUUCGAGGCCUGCCAACAACACCCAAGGGCGAGGAGCAGUCACCAGUGGGAGAGUUUACGGACUGGAACCCUUCUCUCGAAACACCACCCAGAAAAGUGUCACUGACUGAGAAGUACGACAUGUCAGAGUCACGGAUCAGCGCAAAAGUCCUGGACGAACUUCGAGGAGUUCCUAGCAGCUCACGGGCGCCAGCACCACACCAGCCUGUAGAAAAGCAGAAUAUACUGUCAUCGCAGGAAGAGGAUGGCUCGUUCUAUUCUGCUACGUCCUCAAUCUUGUCAGACGACGACGACGAUUACCAGCAUGCUUCAGGAACUAGAGCCGCUGCUAUUAGAGAUAACGCGGACCAGGGGCAGGCGCAAGGUAGCGGUGUCAGUACCAACACGAACGACAACUAUCCUGCGGAAUCCAAGAUGAGCCCAGUGUUAUCCUCAUUCAACCAUGCCUAUCCAGCAGCUGGCCUUGCACCCAUCUCCGGUGACGCCACGGGGACAUUACUUGCCCUGACUUCUCAGGAGUUCGUGGAAGGAUCGCCAAUAGUCGACAGCCCUUUGGAAAGCCAAGUCUUCUCAGAGAGCCAAGAGGACAUGUUUGAAGGUGUCACGAGUGCGGAGAUCAACCAUGCGCUCAUGGCCCGUUCGACACAAGGGAGCCAUCACCUUACACAACCGGAGGAGAGUCAUGGCGAUCAGGCCGGAACUCUCUUUACAACAUCAGCUGAUCCGUGUGCCUUGCCACGCAGGACUUCUUACUCCAUCAACGCAAACCUGACCAGCUUCGUAGGAUUUCGAUCGGCCUCUGGGAGGUCUACUUUUCAGGUGUCAGUGGAGCGUCUGAGCGCUGCUCGCCGGUUAUUUGAGAGUGACCCCAAGGAGGCCACUGGCGAGAACGGUCGAGCUGGGAGUGACGCGGCGGUCCAAGCGCUCGCCUCGAACAUGCUGAAUGUUGCAGGCACCUGUGGACAAGCAGGGAUUGAUGCGGAGGAGAAUCUGCAGGAAGCUAGAUUAAGGGGACGACGUGGCCACAUGGACACCGGAGAAGCACAAAACGACGAGAGUCGCCAGGAGUCACCAGAGGUGGAGUCUGAGGAUGAUUUCGGCAACAUUCGAUUCAGUCAGCUUGAUGACGGCUUCAAUGUUGUCCCUGAGGCUACCCAAAAGCCCAGGAAGCGGCCUAGUAUUUCUAUCACAAACAUGAAGACCCCGCGCCUUGCUGAUGAUCUCGACUGGGUGGCUAUGAGCUCCGAUAUGCUGGGAAAUUUGUUCGAAACGGACAACCAUGCAGCCCCAAGUCACCAGGAAGUCCGUCCCCAUGUUGCUCUCCCCGUCCUGGGUGGAGGAUUUUCGUCGGCAAGCGGCAAGAGACUUGAUACCAUUUCGUCCGCUGCUCUUGCAAGAGCAAGUGGCAUGUUCGCCGACGACGAGAAUGGCAUGGGCCUGAAGGAUUUAGCGCCAGAGGGCGUGGUCCCGGAACAACGGUCCGCACACAUCGGAGGUUCCGGUGGGUUUGGUGGUUUCUCAUCGGCCGGCAAAACACCGCUUCCUCAGAUCUCAGCUGCAACCAAGGAGAGGGCGAUGCGGAUGAUGCAGGAUUCCGACAUGGAUAUCGAUGACGGCAACUUCCAGGAACAUACUCGUCCCGCUGCGGCUCCAUUCGGCAGUGUACCACCUGCUGCUAAACAGGCCGGGUUCAUACCACCUCAUGUCGGGUCGGGCGGGUUCUCGUCGGGGAGUGGCAGGAAACUUGCUCCGGUCUCCAAGGCAGUCAUGGAUAGGUGGUCGAAGGAGUUCUUUGAGAUCGAUGGUGAUGCUGUUGGGCGGCGAGUGAGUUCGGUGUCGACUACUAAGCCGACAACAGAGAUGCUGGGGGGAUUUUCUUCUGGUGGUGGGAAGAAACUCGCACCGAUCUCCAAGGCAGCUGUGGAUAAGUGGUCCAAAGAGCUUGCUAAGGACGUGAAUAACGACGCUGAUAGUCUGGAGAGUUCGGUCCCGACUGCUACACCAUCCAGCGGAACAAUGGGAGGAUUUUCAUCUGGCGGUGGCAAGAAACUUCCACCAGUUUCAAAGUCAGCCAUGGACAAGUGGUCCAAGGAGCUUACCAAGGAGGGGGACGUUACCGGAUCUCCCAGAGCAUUAGAGCCAGGACAACCACAGCCUUCAACAGCGCAGCCGCUCGAAGUGGGCUUUGCUUCGGGAACUGGAAAGGUAUUGGCGCCAAUCUCGAAGGCGGCACAAGCACGCGCCUACAGCUUCUUGGAACUCGAACAGCCAACCGCUCUCAAGGUAACCAGUUCUGUCAACACGUCUACUGCCCACAGCAGACUUUCUCUGCCAGCAUCAGCGUCGCCGUCAGGAUCAGGAUCCUCAAGUUCAAGUUCGUCCCCUCGACCUCAGCACGUCCCUUCCCAGCCUCCUAUCUCGACCCAUAUGCAGAACUUGAAGAUGAAAACGCUGCGAGGGUCGUCCAAAGGUCCGCUCUCACUCCCUGGCCACCUGAAGCCUGUGUUAAAGUCUGGAGUUACGCCUUUCAAGUCUCCUGUACAGUUCAGAUCACCGCUAAGAACACCUCUCCAGCCAUCGAUUUCCAAUUCUGCGAAUGCUGCAGCCUCCGCCCAUAAGGGCAGCCCAGCCCAAGGAGUAAGAACCAAUCUCAGGGACACUCUUGGUACUCCAAAGUGGUUGACGACCCAGGAGUUAGUUGACCGCGGAUUGCCCGAGGGAGCGCUGCUCAUGACCUUCGAACAGGCUCGGCACUAUCGCUUUGACGGAUGGGGUGUGGAUGAAGCUUAUGAGGAGCUGUUAUCGCUAGGGGCCAAGGCAGAUCUCCUUUCUCGAGUAUGGCUUUUGAACCAUUAUAGACAAGUGGUGUGGAAGCUAGCGUGCUAUGUUCGCACAUGGCCAGAGUAUUUUAUUCCCUCCACACCUGAGCCUUCUACAUGGUUCUGUCCCGCCAAGGUCUUGAAUCAACUGGCUUACCGAUACGAGCGGGAGGUGAACAGGGCUGAGCGUCCUGCAUUGCGCAAGAUUGUGGAGGGAGAUGAGUCUGCCGCAAAGCAUAUCGUGCUUGUUAUUGCAGGUGUGUCCAAGGCGGAGCAGCCCUCGGAUAAGGAAGACAGCACGGCGCAGAAGAACCCAUGGAAGGUUCUCGUUUCAGAUGGGUGGUAUACCAUCCCAGCAGUACUCGAUCCUUGCCUGAUCAGAGCGGUCGAGGGAGGCAAGCUGAAGGUUGGAAGCAAGGUGCACGUGUGUCGGGCAAGGUUGAGUGGCGCCGAAAGCGGGGUUGCUAUUCUAGAACUGGCAGGCGCAGGAUCGGAAUCGACAUCGGUAUCAAUCGUUCUUCAGGCCAACAGCACCCGGCUCGCCAAAUGGGAUACCAAGCUGGGAUUCCAGAGUGCUCCGUUGAUCUGGACAAAACGACUGAGAUCCAUUGUACCGGACGGUGGCCUUGUCCCUGGACUGGAUGUGAUUGUGCUGAGGAAGUAUCCGGUUCUGUACCUCGAGACAUUGGAGGAUGGUGUCACUAAGAUCAAGCGCACGUUGGCGGAGGAGACUAGAGCGGUGGAGGCGCACCGAGACAAGAUCCAACAACGCUAUCAGGAUAUGAUCCGCGAGGUUGAGAAGGAAUUUGCGUCAGAGAUGGAUCCAGAGGGCAGGCCAUCACUCCGAGUUCAAGAGGAAAUUAUGACGAGAGCGCAAGAUAUGCAGACUGAAUCUGCGGCUCGGAACGUGAUCCCGCUCUUUAGCAUUCGUGUCGGCAACUAUCGACACGGUGGUAAUUGUGACGAUGAUGAUAUGGAUGAGAAUGGGCGCAUCCAGGAGGCACUGAUUACGUUCUGGCACGACGAACAUUCUCAUUACCAAGAAGGAAAUCGCGUUCGGAUGACUGCUCUGAUGUCCAAGAAACUGAGCCGCGAGUAUGGAUUCGAGGAUAUGAUCCAACUGGCUGGAACUAGGAUGACUACCGUGCAAGAGAUGCCUACAGAGCCAGAGACCAUGCUCUUGACCAGCUACCGACCACGGACCGUCGCCCCUUGCGCUGAGGUUGGAAGCUUGACCCCUGGCGCCGAAGUGGACCUAGUACUCGUCAUUUUAGCGGUGGAUGAGAGUACGAUUCAUUCCAGCAAGGCGUACUUUAUUGCGACUGACGCGACACGACGACUGUUGCUUGUGGAACAUCAACUCUCUUCGUUACUUACUGGAGACGGCAAUCGUCCAUUACUGUCAUUCCUCAAAGUCCAGAACAGGAUUUUGAUGGCCAAUUGCCGGUUCAGGAUGCGGGAUCACAAACUGGAUCUGGAUAUUGUGUCAUCUACGCUGAGUUACACCCAGGUCACGACUGCACCGUCGCUCAUCAACGGCGGUGGUGUCAGUGGUGGUGCUGGAUGGCCGAGCUAUGCUCUGGGUUCGUUGCAGAGAUUGAAUGCGAUGGUUAAUGAGACGGAGAAGGAUCUGCAAGGAGAUGAUAGUGAAAGGGGAGGGGCUUUCUCGGAACUGACGGAUCGUGCCCACGCCAUCCUGAGAGAGCUGCACCCUUCGUUGUAA
Linnemannia hyalina is the source of this 5718-nucleotide messenger RNA. NCBI's taxonomy places the organism in Eukaryota, Fungi, Mortierellomycota, Mortierellomycetes, Mortierellales, Mortierellaceae. The record is from the annotation of a GenBank genome assembly.